Molecule: messenger RNA, 1449 nt
Organism: Cynara cardunculus var. scolymus (artichoke)
Lineage: Eukaryota; Viridiplantae; Streptophyta; Magnoliopsida; Asterales; Asteraceae
Product: pelargonidin 3-O-(6-caffeoylglucoside) 5-O-(6-O-malonylglucoside) 4'''-malonyltransferase-like
Exons: 1
Coding region: 65-1357 (430 amino acids)
Source: RefSeq, a predicted model, not a curated record
UUCAUACGUUCGUACCCCGAUUCCCCAUGCUCCCUUUACCAAAAUACAUCGAGUAAACGUAUUCAUGGCAAUGAAGACCGAAAUCCAAUCAAGAAAAUUGAUAAAACCGUCCAUUUCAACUCCUCCUUCUCUUCGUAGUUAUAAAAUAAGCUUCGUCGACGAGCUUGCACCCUCGAUGAAUAUCUCUCUCGUUCUUUUUUUCCCUCAUAAUACCGAUUAUAACCCUACCCAACUUGAGAAAUCAUUAGAGAAAACCCUAACACUUAUGUACCCUUUAGCUGGUAGAUAUAUGGCGGACGUCCGCACAGUUGAUUGUAAUGACCAAGGUGUUGAAUUUGUCCAAGCCCAAGCUGAUACCACAAUUCAAGAAAUUCUUGAUUUCAAGCUCAAAGUGGAUCCUAACCUGAUCAACCAAUUCAUUCCCUCCAAACUUUUGGCAGAUGGACCCACGGAUGCAGUACUUGCCACCCAACUCACUGCAUUCGAGUGUGGAGGUUCGGCGCUUGGUGUAAGCAUCGCACAUAGGAUCGGUGACGUCUCUACUAUGAGCGCGUUCCUUAACCAAUGGGCAACUUUGAGUCGAAAAGACGCCAAAGUGGAGACGGGUUUGAUCACAUCGUUCUCAUCGUUUCCUGCUCAAGAUUCACCUUUCAUCGAACAAGGAUUCACCAAGCUAAACGACAAUGGUUACGUCACAAAGAAACUCUCGUUCGACGAGAACGCGAUAUCAAACAUGAGAAUGAAAGCCACAUCAAACGGAAAGACCGACAACCGUCAAUUGUUCAAGGUACAACUGGUGUCAGCCCUGAUCUGGAAGGCGUUCAUCGGUGUAGAUCACGCGAUCUACGGUCAUUCGAGAGAUUCUGUCGCUCUCCAACCAACAAAACUCAGACAAAAGACAAGAUCCUCGUUACCCAGAUCAAUUUCUAUAGGAAAUCAAUGGGGGCCAAUCGUUACUGAACGUAAUACUACCAAAAAGGUAGAAUUAGGAUUUGAAGAUUUGAUAGAUCUGUUGGGUGAUUCUGUGAUGAAGACGAUGAAAGAGUACUCGAAAUUAGGCCAUGAUGAUAGCCAAGAAAGGAAAGAAAUGGUUUUGAAGUCGUUUUCCCAAAUUAGAAACAUUUCUAAUGAUAGAAAUGUGGUGUGGUUGGUGAGUUGGUGUAGGUUUCCAUAUUAUGAUGUGGAUUUUGGUUUUGGGAAACCUGAAUGGAUAAGCUGUGGGUGUGUACCGUUUAAGAGGGGGGUGAUAAUGGUGGAUGAUGCAGGUGGUAAUGGAGUUGAAGCGUAUGUUAGCAUGGGAGUCGCGGACGUCCGUCAUUUCGAACAAGAUGAGGAUAUUAAAGCCUUUUCUGUUUAAACAUCCAUGGCCAAUUGUGAUCUCUCUUGAGACAUGAUAUCAUUUCAAUGUAACCUUGGUUAUAUCAAAAUGGAUAUUAAAUUAAAGAUAAU